AUGCCGACGACAAUAGAGAAGUUACAAGGCCAGCGGCUAGGUUUGAAAAAUAUUAUUGACCGUUUCGUCAGUAAAAUAGAAGAAACGAGCGAUGAAGACGAUGACAUUCAGUUUCAAGCGCUUAUCGAGAAAUUAGAAGAAAAAGUGGCAUGUCUGCUAGUCCACAAUGAUAAAAUUCUCUCGCUCACCGACGCCGACGCUGCGCCAGACGAGAUGGUCGAGGCAGAAGAGUAUACCUUCGACGUAGAGGUCAAACUACGAAGAUACAAGCAGCGUCUACAGCGGCCUAACAUUGGCAUUACAGACGCCGCCGAUUUAUUAUCGCAUGCAUCCGGUUCCGGUAGUCAGCAGGCAUCCGCUCCACUACCACCAAACAACCAACGCAGGGUGAACACCAAUUCGUCAAACAACAGCGGCCAGUCAGCGCCCGAGAUAAGUAUAUCUAGUACUCAUAAAUUGCCAAAAUUAAUACUUCCACGAUUUGACGGUGAUAUAUUACAAUGGCAAUCGUUCUGGGAUUCAUUCGAAUCGUCAAUCCAUUGCAAUGUCAACUUGACUGAUGUGCAGAAAUUCAAUUAUUUGAAAGCACAGUUGGAGGGUACAGCCGCCAUGACUAUUGAAGGAUUUGCACUCACGAAUGCAAAUUACACGCGCGCAGUUGAAUUGUUACGUGAAAGGUAUGGUCAACAUUGCAAAAUUGUUCAUGCAAACAUGCAAGCGUUAUUGAAAUUGCCAUCACCAACUUCCACAGUCGCGAGUUUGAGAGGGUUUUACGACCGCAUGGAAACGUAUAUCCGGGGUCUUGAGUCGCUAGGACAACAUCAAGAUAUGUACGGUAGCCUAUUGGUGCCAGUUGUAUUGGAAAAAUUGCCGAUGGAUAUACGUAAAAAUCUCGCCCGCGUAAACGAGAAUAAUGACUGGUUUUUGCAAGAUCUGCGACGAGCGAUUAACAAGGAAAUCAACAUUCUUGAGAUCGGCACCGGAAGUUCCUAUGCGUUGCCGGAAGUUAGCGACUACAACUCAACAGCAUUGUUUAAUGCAAGUGCGAAUGGUAAGAAGACUUCAUUCACUAUUAGCAACAAGUUUGGCAAAAGGAAUACGCAAAAUUAUUCUAGAACAUGUGCAUUUUGUGAUCAAGAACAUUUAAGUUGCGAAUGUAAAAACUUUCCUGACACUGCUGCCCGAAUGAAUGUUGUGAAACAGAAACAGCUUUGUUUUAACUGCUUGGGUAAACACCGAAUUACAGAAUGCAAGUCAAACGGACGCUGUCAAAACUGCCACCGGAAGCAUCACACUUCUAUCUGUAAGGAGCUACAAAGAAAACCGGAAGUUGAAUUGCCGCAAUCGGAAGCCGCCGUAUUCUUCUCGUCUUCAAAGAGGUCGAACGCAGACGUUGUAUUAAAGACCGCCAUUGCCCCUGUUUCGUCGUCUCACAAUACAACGGAUGCCGCCAUAUUAGUCGACGAAGGCGCACAGCGAUCCUUUAUCACCAGAAAGCUUGCUGACGAUCUUCAACUAGAGAGUGAUGGAAUAGAAACACUUAGCCUGACGGGAUUCGGAGGAAGUAAUAACAGAAGCUUACAGCAACUAGAACGCACGACAGUGUACAUAGUUUCGAAGAGAAAGAAGAUACCUGUUAGUGUACUCAUCGUCCCCACUAUUGCGGCUCCCAUCAGAUGCGGAUAUCUUAGAUCGACUGCGGAACUUCCAUACCUGCGGGGAUUGAAGUUGGCUCAUUCCGUUAAAGGUGACACGUUAUUUGACAUUUCAUUACUCGUUGGAGCUGACCACUAUUGGGAUAUUGUCGAAGAUCAUGUUGUUCGAGGGAACGGGCCGACCGCCGUCAAGUCUAAGAUUGGUUAUUUACUGUCCGGUCCGAUGCCCUCCACGUUUCAUGCGUCAGCUGAUAAGCACAUCUUGAACGUACUUGCAUCGCGCGCCCAAGAACACAGCAUAUUAGAACGUUUCUGGAGUCUUGAGAACAUGGGUAUCUCACCUUGUGAACCUGACCGGAAGUCUGUCGAGUACCUAAAGCAAUACCAAGCGACAGCUAUUGAGUACGACAACGGAAGGUACCAUGCCAAACUACCAUGGAAGCAAGACCACCCUGCUCUACCAACAAACCACAACAUAGCCUUGAAGAGAACUGUUGGGGCUAUUCAGAGGUUGUGCAAUGAACCGGAAGUGCCUCGGGCACAUGGUGACAUCAUAGCAGAGCAGGAAAGACGUGGCUUCAUCGAGCGGGUACCACUUGGUCAAGAGUCAGCUGAACAAGUGCACUACAUUCCUCAUCACUCAGUGGAAAAAGAAUCAUCAACGACACCCAAACGCAUCGUCUACGAUUGUAGCUGCCGUCAGUCACGUGAUUCACCAAGCUUGAACGACUGCCUGAAAUCAACGCCACCGGCAUUGAACGAGCUUACGUCGAUUCUUACAAUCGUCACAGAAAUCGAGGCUGUACUUAACGAUCGGCCAUUGACGUAUGCAUCAACAGAUCUAAACGACCCCCGCGCAUAUCACGCCGUCGCAGCUGUUAUACGGUCGCCGAGUUACAACGAUGCCACACGAUGA
Molecule: messenger RNA, 2571 nt
Organism: Dreissena polymorpha
Lineage: Eukaryota; Metazoa; Mollusca; Bivalvia; Myida; Dreissenidae
Exons: 1
Coding region: 1-2571 (856 amino acids)
Source: RefSeq, a predicted model, not a curated record